Messenger RNA from Fragaria vesca subsp. vesca, 541 nucleotides. RefSeq lists its product as uncharacterized. The record is from RefSeq and is a predicted model, not a curated record. Bases 1 to 492 code for a protein of 163 amino acids. The transcript has 2 exons. NCBI's taxonomy places the organism in Eukaryota, Viridiplantae, Streptophyta, Magnoliopsida, Rosales, Rosaceae.
AUGGCAUUCACAACAUACAGUAGGGUUUCCAUGAUGAUGCUACUAGCACUACUCGUGCUAGCAACAACAACUCUUGCUCGUAAGGAAGGUGAUGACCAUGAAACGCCUCCCAUUCAAUCUCUUCCAUCGUCAGAAGGUUCGGGUUCUGAUCAGCAGGAGGAUGUUGUUGACAUAGGUCUGUGUGCCAUCCAAUGUGCUGCUAGGUGCCUUGGUGGUAAGGCUAAGGCAUCCAUGAUAGCAUCACCUAAUAAGUUUAGCUUUCGCAAAAUCUGGGGAAAAAUUAACUUCCAUAAGGCGAUUUGUGUUAGUAAGUGCAUGGUCGAGUGCGCCAUUGACAAUGCGAAUGUGAAGCCGGAGCUCUAUCAUUGUACUCUUGGAUGUACUUAUAUGUCUGCUGCUAAAACAAAAUUAACUAGUUCAGAUGCAGAUGCAGAUGCUCAUACAGCUGAGAACAACUGCUACAACAAGUGCUCGGAGAGCUAUCAAGGUUGAAAACUUUGGAGAUCCAGUAGUAUAGUCGAUCAAGCAACUAGUUUGAAUU